ACCCUUCCCCUUUUUAUUUUUUUUAUUAAUAAAGAAAAACACAAAUCAAUUACCCAUAUCUUCUCUAAAACAAAAUAAACAGACAUGUUUCCUUUACAAUCCAACUGCACUCAAAUCAAACAAAGCUAGGGUUUUGCCUUUCUGCUCCAAUUGAUGAUUAUCGCCUCUACUGCGUCUUCCUUCUUCUUUUUCACUGUAUGUCCUACAUUUUGACCUCUAUUCUCUUUGCAAUUUGUGCUUUCCAAAAUUUCAAAGGCCAAGCCCCGACAAAUCGACAAGCUCUUAACUGUUAAAUAGGUUCUUUGAUGUCGGACCCUGAGGCUUCAGCAGAUGAACACUAUGUUUCCAUUCCUCGUGGUGGUCCUAUUUACAUUUCCGACAUGGUUGGUCCACUCACUAAGGUUGCUGACUUUGAGGUCAGCAUCUUCCGUGAACUUGAGCGGCUCAAGGCAGAGUUGUCCGUUGAUUCACUUGAAAUGUUUGAUAAUGAGAUAUCGAUUGAAGAUCUUAAAACUUUCAGUGAAGAGGAAUUGGUGGCUCAGGCCUUUGAAGAAGCGUUUAAGGAUGAUGAGCUGAUCAAAGAAUCUUCACAAACUUUGACAGAGCACCUUGGUACAAGAAGAACAGAUAACAGGAUUUCAGUUACUGAACUUGCUUCAUUUGAAAGGUCAGAAAGAGAAGUGGACUCUUCUACUAUCCAUGAUCCCUCAGACUAUGUCGCCCGCGACAACAAAGGUUCAGAUAAAAGCAAGUCCAACAAGAGGAAGCGGGGGAAGAAUGUUCAUCAGAAGAAUGCUGUUGAUGAAGACUAUGUUCUGAAGGUGGAACAACUUGCAAAAAUUAAAGAAAAACAAGAGGAAGAGAAAGCAGCAGCAAGAUUGCAUUCUUUCAAUGGUAGUUGCAGCAGCAGCCACUCUGCUUCAACAUCUUCCAGUAAGAUUGGCAGGAUGACGUCACUCAAGUCAAUAAGUUCGGGAACAAAGGUGAGGGCAGCAAAUGCUCGUGGACAUAUUGCAGUACACUUUCCAGAAGUUGUCCUCUGUAUUGAGGUUUAUCAUUACAAAAAGACAUGGGUAAAAACUCAAGAAUUUCUGGUCCUUGGGCGGCAAUUUUUGACAGAAAUGAGAGACAGGAUAUAUUGCAUUACUGAUGAGAUAAUGAAGAAGACAGGCCAGGAUGAUCCGUCGGGCUAUUUCCUUGUGGAGGAUGUCUUUUGCAAUGAUUUUAGGCAUCCUGCUGCUGUAGAUUAUAGUAAGCCAAUACUUAAUUGGCUUCAAGAUUCUAAGAGUGAGGCGCUGGAAAAAUGGGAAUCUAUCGCCUCUGGUGAACUGCCACAGAAACAAAAGGCCCUUCUAGGCAGUAAAAUUGGACCACAAUUGCCUCAUUUCAAGACCGCUAAAAUGCAAGUUACUCGUUUCUGUGACUUAAGAUUUCGACUUGGUGCUGGAUAUCUUUAUUGUCACCAGGGGGAUUGCAAGCAUCAAGUUAUAAUAAGAGACAUGAGGUUGAUACAUCCAGAGGACGUACAGAACCGAGCUGCAUAUCCGCUGAUCACCUUUCAGCCUAAGUUGCGGUUCCAGAAAUGCUCUGUUUGCAAGAUUUUUAAAGCAGUUAAGGUGACAGUUGAUGAUAAAUGGGCUGCUGAAAAUCCUUGCUACUUCUGUGACCUUUGCUAUUACAUGCUCCACUAUGUAAACGGGUCGCUGCUUUACGAUGAUUUCUCUGUGUACGAAUAUCUCCAUGAGUAACUUUAAAUUAGAAGAGCUGACAUGUGGGUUAGGUGCAUGUCACGGAUUCCAACCCUUCCGCGAACAACAUUGGUAUUUAAGUGGAGAAGAAUAGAGGGUCAAAUCCCGACACUACUCGUGACUUUGCAAGCAGGUUUCAGUUUCGCACAGAUAUGCAAGUUCAAACCAAAGAAUGAAUAUAUGCAAGUUCGAAGUUUCACACAGAUAAUAAAUACUAUUAUCAUCCAAUUUAUUACUACUAUUGUCACCAUCUAUGGCAAAUAGGUUUCAGUUUCUUUGUUUAUUA
Messenger RNA from Nicotiana tabacum (common tobacco), 2034 nucleotides. Its product is annotated as snRNA-activating protein complex subunit-like. The record is from RefSeq and is a predicted model, not a curated record. Lineage: Eukaryota; Viridiplantae; Streptophyta; Magnoliopsida; Solanales; Solanaceae. Gene Ontology annotation, cellular component: snRNA-activating protein complex. Gene Ontology annotation, biological process: snRNA transcription by RNA polymerase II; snRNA transcription by RNA polymerase III. Gene Ontology annotation, molecular function: RNA polymerase II cis-regulatory region sequence-specific DNA binding; bent DNA binding; core promoter sequence-specific DNA binding.